CCACACCUCUGUGGCGGGGAAGGACGGACUCGCUUUUCACUGAAACAAAGUCAUACUGUGUUUUGCAUCCACAGUGGGCGACUGCUAUGGCUAAUAUUUAACUUUUAUAGCACUGUAACUUAACAGUGCCAUUUCCGCAUUUAUCAGUAAGCUAACAGCUAGGUAAAACCUACAGUCUAUGGUUAAAAGUGAGUUCAUAUGGGCACAUUUACAGCCAGUUCACGGCACAAAGUAUAGAUCGGACAGAUAGGACAGUAUGGAGGAGAAGAAGGAGCUGUCAGCGAUGUAAAAAGGUAUUGUCCUGCCUGGGGUCUGUUCAUGACGGCAAAUAUCUCGGCGAUGCUCAGCGCUAGCUAAGGUCUCAGAGAACUACAUUUUUUGGCCUCAUCUCCUUAACCUGGAUUUGGAGGUUUCAGCGAUGGAUUUCCACCCAUAAAUUUUUGUUACUUCACAUUGAUCAUUUCACUGAUUGACUGUCCAGAUCAGCAACAUGUUUCACCACCAUGGGAUGACUGGUCAGUGUGUCUGUGGCUGUUAGUAUGUUCUCUGAAAUGUCCCACACGGAGGAAAUAUCUUAAACUAUAGCAUAACAGCAACCACUGUUGCCAUUUUCACUGGUUCACAUUAGCAAAGUCAAACAGCAAUGGGCUUCUGUUCGCCUGUGUGCAAGGUUUUGCGAAGGGGGAAGUAUUUUGUACUGCUCUUUCUCUCGCUGUCACUGCUGGCAUGGAUUGCAACUUUUUCAGGCGAAAUAGUUAAAUCCAUUCAGGUUUCCUCCGUCACAACACAAGCUCUUGUCAAAGAAGACAGUCUAAGGGAUAAACUCAACUCUUGGACUGCAUCACCUUCUCGCUUAAAUACUCCACCACCAAAAGGCGAAUGCCCUCAGGGGUCACCACUGCUACAAGGAGCUGUGAAGCUGUCCUUUGAGUCCUCUCUGAAACUGAAGGAUGUGGAAAGUGAGAACAAAGGAGUGACUGAAGGCGAGUAUGAGCCCAAAGACUGUACAGCGAGGCAGAGCGUAGCGAUCCUCAUCCCUCAUCGCAACCGAGAGAGACACCUCCUCUACCUCCUGCACCACCUGCACCCCUUUCUGCAGAGGCAGCAACUGCAUUACGCCAUUUAUGUCAUCCAGCAGGCUGGUCGUGCAACCUUUAACCGUGCCAAGUUACUGAAUGUUGGGUAUUUGGAGGCACUGAAGGACUACAGUUGGGACUGUUUCAUCUUCCAUGAUGUGGACCUGGUUCCUGAAAACGAUCACAAUUUAUAUGUCUGUGACAAGCAGCCCAAACACUUGGUGGUGGGCCGCAAUGCCACAGGAUACAAGCUGCGUUACAAAGGCUACUUUGGAGGAGUCACAGCCAUGACCAAAGACCAGUUUCUUCAAGUGAAUGGAUUCUCAAACACUUACUGGGGUUGGGGGGGCGAAGACGAUGACCUUCGCAUCAGGGUUGAGCUGCACAAAAUGAAGAUUGUGCGACCGCCGGCUGAUGUAGCUCGCUAUACCAUGGUGUUUCACAAACGAGACAGCGGCAAUGAAAUAAACAAGGACAGGAUGAGGUUACUAGGACGAACACCACAGGUAUGGAGAAAGGAUGGACUCAACAGCUGCUCAUACAAGACUUUGUCAGUAGAGAGGCUGCCUCUUUAUGUGAAUGUUACUGUGGAUAUUGGUAAGCCACAGAGUUGAGAUUUCAAACAAGAACCCCUGCUGUGACCAAAAAAUAUUUUAUGAUAUACUUUAUACAGUAUGCCAGGCCUCUGAUGGCAGGAAAGCAACUAUAUGUGUAAAACACAACACAUUAAGCACACAAAAUGCACAUUGUUUUGAUUAGUUUUUCAUAUUAAAAUUGAGUUCAGGUGGCAACUGCAUUAGCUGGUAUGUCUUUGCAUAUUUUUGCAUAUCAUGCUUAAUCUCUUCAUAUUAUUACCUGGCUUUCUUCAUAAUGUGUCUGGGCAGCAGAAUUCCAAAAAAUAAUAAUUUUAUUUUUCUUUCAAGGAAUGGUUGGCUUAGAUCAAAUUAAGAAGUUGGCCAUAAAUAUUCCUGGUACUCAAAUUAUGUUGUUAAAACAACAAGCUGUCAGACUUCAAUUAAUUUAUGCCUUAUUAUUUGCCUGCGUGAUAUAUUACAGCGUAAAACAUGCUGUUUUAUAAAAAGCCAGUUACACAUGGACAGUGUGUAUUUUGUGUGCUUCAUUCUGUGGAUACAUUGACUGCCUAAAGUCCCUACAGACACAGGUGUUGUCGUUUAUUUUGCCUGAGCAGAGGAUUUAUAAGCCAGAUAACAGAGCACCAGUGUAGGUGCGCAGAGCCUAUAAGAGUAAGUUAAUGCUGAGGUUUCUUGAACUCAAGGCUAGUAGAUAUGUUUUAUUGAAACUGACAUGUUCAUGACAAAAUGUAGACAAUGAGUAAUCUGAAAUAAAAUUAACACUGGAUCAUUUCACAAGAAUAAUAUAAUAAUAAUAAUAUAAUAUUAAUUGAUUUUUUUUUUUUUUCAAAACAAACUAACAGCAAUAGAGCAACAGGCUUUUAGAGUACCUACAAAAAUCCCUCUUAGACUGACCAUGAUUUAUUUUUAUACAGUGUUGAAGCACAGUGGAUGUAAUGAGGUCUUUUUUAGAUCAACGAAAAGGAUACAAACAGAUUAUCAUUUAAUCUAAGUUAGGUUUAAUUUAUCUUCAUUAUCCAAAUCUAAAAUUUCUGGUGCUUGUUCAUAGAAGACAAAGUGAACAUAUCAGUGAAAUUCUAGAAAUCUUAAUAAUGCUAGAUAUCUGAGGUCUUCCUCUUCUCAAACUCAUAAAGUGAACAUAAUUAAUUUGGAUAUAAAGUUACAAUAUAGUUUUGCAUCAGUCUUUCAUCAGACAACAGAUGAACCUUGAGGAAAAAAAAACUCAAGGACCACUGAAGCAAUAACAAUACAUGGAAGGCUGAUAUCAAGUGAUAUUAAAUUUCAAUCUUAUUUGAAAAAAAAAACUAUAACUAACUAUAUGUCACAUUUGCAGCAGACUUUUUUACUUGUGACAGCAGGAAACACAGGACACAAACCUGAAACUGACUCGCUCACAUGAAUUGCUGCCUUGUUAAUAUUAUUUAUUAUGCGCGUGUUUCAUGCUAUGACAUGUCAAAAUGUCUGCUGUGAAAGAGCUCUGUUGGAAGGUUACAAUAAUUUCUGCUCUUAAGAAUUGGUCUGCUCUUAAAUCUCUUGCUGCUCCACAAUAAUCCUAAAUUAUUAUUGCUGUUUUAAAAUUAGUAACUAAAAUACACUCGGGCUGCCUUGAGCCAACUGGCUUUAUUUACAGAGCAUGAGAGCUUGAACACCUUUGACUCAACAAUGUUUUUGUCUUAAAAAGUAUUUCUGUGAGCCAUAAUAUCAAGAUGAUUUCUUAUACUGCAUGUUUUUUUUUAUAUAUAUUAGGCCUUAAAUGCUUCAUUUUUAAGCAGAAAUUAAUGGGUGGUGGAUUCUUAUUUAUUACACUUUUUUUUAAAUGAUAAUUGCAGACUUUUGAGAACAUCAGUAUAAAUUCUUCUAUUUAUCGUAUGUGAAGAAAUUUCAGUCGAGAAAAAUUUGCAUACGUAUACUUUGAUCAUUGCAUGCUGCCUAGAAAUGUGUGUCUGAUACACUCAUAUCAAGUUUUUUUUUUUAACAAUUAUAUAUAUAUAUAUAUAUAUAUAUAUAAUAUAUAUAUAUAUAUAGAUAUAUAUAUAUUUAAGGUAGUAUAGCUACUGUUAUGUUACAAGGACUAUAUGUUCUGUUUUUAUUUUUCUGACCAGCAAGUCUAACUUCUUUCAAACCUGAGCAAUAUUACUAACUAUACUGGAAAACAUAGUUACACUUUACUUGAGCCAUUCAUUAUAUUUUCAUAUUCACAACUUUUAGACUAGAGCUUCAUAAUAACUACAGGCUGCUCUAAACGACAACAUUUUCUGUUUGUGUGUGUGUGUGAACUGUUGCUCCAGUGAUGAACUGAACUAGUCUUCAUAAAACGGCAGUAUGCUGUAGCCAUUAUGAAGCUCUAAGCAUUGUUAUACAUAAACAUUAUACCAGAAUACAAGUUUUCUAUGUUGUUUGUGGCCUGACCGUUAUUUCCGUGGUUAUUUCUCCACUUCUGACUGAACCUUUUUGUUUUUUAUUUGUUUAAAACUUUCAUAUGUGAAAAUAUUCUAUGUGCACAAGUUAAAGUACAUCUUUUUUUGUAAAAUGAUCACAACCAAGAAAAUUUGUGGUAGUGUUGUAGCAUCAAACGUUUGACUGACAUUUUUUUUUUUUUUUUGAAUUUGUAAUUUAUAUGAAUAAUUGUUUGAAAUUCAAAGUGAUGCCAUAUAAACCUUUUGAGAAUGUCAUUUGGUGGAUUUGUUUUGAAUGUUCCUAUGUUGAUUUUGGAUGACGUGUCAUGUUUUGUUUGUGUUUAAGGGAGAACGUUGAUCAUGACAGAGAAGGAGAUUAUGCAUUUCACUUCUAAUAGGAUUAUUUUCUCUUUAGAAGACAUUUAAUAAAUAGUAUUUUUUCUUA
Seriola aureovittata is the source of this 4510-nucleotide messenger RNA. It is a transcript of the gene b4galt4, whose product is annotated as UDP-Gal:betaGlcNAc beta 1,4- galactosyltransferase, polypeptide 4. NCBI's taxonomy places the organism in Eukaryota, Metazoa, Chordata, Actinopteri, Carangiformes, Carangidae. The record is from RefSeq and is a predicted model, not a curated record. Gene Ontology annotation, biological process: carbohydrate metabolic process. The coding region runs from base 644 to 1690 and encodes 348 amino acids. The transcript has 7 exons. Gene Ontology annotation, molecular function: glycosyltransferase activity.